Messenger RNA from Homarus americanus (American lobster), 1238 nucleotides. Its product is annotated as neurotrophin 1-like. Bases 79 to 924 code for a protein of 281 amino acids. The record is from RefSeq and is a predicted model, not a curated record. Gene Ontology annotation, molecular function: Toll binding; growth factor activity. NCBI's taxonomy places the organism in Eukaryota, Metazoa, Arthropoda, Malacostraca, Decapoda, Nephropidae. The transcript has 2 exons. Gene Ontology annotation, cellular component: extracellular region. Gene Ontology annotation, biological process: innate immune response; central nervous system formation; regulation of Toll signaling pathway.
ACAUGGGAGUCGGUAUAUAAGAGCAGUCACGUCUGGGAGAAGCACAGUCGAUCCAUUCCUCUCUCAAGUUUUUCCAUCAUGGCUCUGAGAUUUGUGGUGUCGUUGGCGGUCGUGGCCAUUGUGCUUGCUGACCAGAGCUCCCAUGUCAGUAUCAGCCACGGCGGCGGCACCCCGGCUGUGAGCCACAGCUCCUCUGUCCCACACAGGGCGGCUCCUAGUCCAGCUCCUCCUCAUGGACACCGUCCUUCCUAUACACCAAGACCUACCUAUCCCCCAAGACCUAGCUAUACCCCACGACCUACCUAUCCCACAAGGCCUACCUACACCCCAAGGCCUACAUACGCCCCACGGCCUAGCUAUCAUCCCCAACCUUCCUAUCACCCAACACCGGCCUACGGACAGCAGCCUUCCUACGAUGCUGAGCCCGCUUGUGCUGCUGCCAGUUCCAAGCCCUGGUGCCUCGAGGACAAUGAAUAUCCCACCUAUGAAAUAGAGAAGGCUGCCGGCGACCAUAGCGACAAACUUCUCACCCUGUACGCUGACGUGGCUGACCUGGACACCAAGCUUUCCGUCGAGCGUCCCAACAACCUUUAUGAGGAGACUUACCUCUGUCCCUCAGAAACUGCCUACGUCAGGCCUCUCCGUGCCAAGAACACCGACGGCAAGUGGCGCAUCAUCGUCAACAACAUUAAGGUGCACUACCAAACUCUCACCCAGACCACCCGUAUCGAGGAGUGCCUGACCUCCGGCGACGCCUGCCCCCUGGUGCCUGUGUGUUAUGAGUCCAAGUGCCUGCAGAAGUCCAUCUACCACCGCUUCCUCGUCUACGACCCAUAUGAUCAGUACUUCCCCUUCGCCAUCGAGACCUUCAAGCUGCCCGCCAGCUGUGCCUGUCUGCUCGGCGCCUACACCAUCGACCACUAAGGCCAACACACCACAAAUCUCUCGCUAGAAAUAAUGAAUAAUCGAACCUAGAACUAUUAAUGUCUUGUGAGUCUUAGUCUUCCAUCUUGUGUAGUCUAGGAGCACGAGCGGGUGGUUCCCUGUGGCGGCAACACAGCUGCUGCAGGAGCCACCGUCCCUGGCAUCAUUCACUCAAUAAUAUGAAGAAAGCAGUUCUCUAGUCAUCUCGAUGUGAUAUGAUACAUAUUCCCAUGUUUUAUUUUUUAUCUAUUUAUGCAUUUCAUGAAACUUCAGCUUCUGGCAUGGAAUAAAACAAUAAAGUAUUAAGCAAUGUU